Messenger RNA from Drosophila grimshawi, 880 nucleotides. Its product is annotated as trypsin-1. Bases 17 to 778 code for a protein of 253 amino acids. Lineage: Eukaryota; Metazoa; Arthropoda; Insecta; Diptera; Drosophilidae. The record is from RefSeq and is a predicted model, not a curated record. The transcript has a single exon. Gene Ontology annotation, biological process: proteolysis. Gene Ontology annotation, molecular function: serine-type endopeptidase activity.
UCAGUCUGGGCACGCCAUGAUCUGGUUAUGGUUGUGUUAUGCUCUGCUCUGUGUGCUCGAUGCUGCCGGUGGACAACGCAUAGUUGGUGGCCAGGAGACGAGUAUUAGGCAGGUGCCAUAUUUGGUGUACUUGCGUCAGGGUGGCAAAUUCAUCUGCGGAGGAUCACUGCUCUCGCCUAGCUGUGUGCUAAGUGCCGCACAUUGUGUCUAUGGGGCAGAGGCCAAGGAUUACACUGUCCAUGCGGGCGCCAGCCGAUUGGAGGCGGCGGCACCAGUCGUCCGAAAUGUUGCUCAAUUUCACAUUGCGCCCAGCUAUGACCCGGGUAACUUUGACAUGGAUGUGGCCAUAUUGCAGCUAUCGUCGCGGAUUCACCUCUCCGCCGGCCAAGUGACGACAAUUGCGCCCUGCCGAACUGCACCCGGCAGCAAUGCGUAUGUGCGGAUCAGUGGCUGGGGUGUCAGGAAUGAGGAAAGUCGCGAACCGGCGGCUCAGGUGCGCACAACGCUGGUACGAGUCGUGCCCCAACGGGAAUGUCAACAAGCGUACGCUGGCCAGGCACAGAUCAGCGAUUCCAUGCUCUGCGCCGCAGUGCGGGGCAUCAGGGACUCCUGUUCCGGUGACUCGGGCGGUCCGCUCGUCUAUCGUGGCGAAGUGUGCGGCAUUGUCUCAUGGGGAUUCGGUUGCGCUCGAGCUGCCUAUCCGGGUGUCUACACCAAUGUGGCCAGCAAUCGUGUGCGAAAUUUUGUUGAUCAAACACUGAGAAAGCUAAGAAGUUAAAACGAUGCUUCAAAUCCUAUUUGAUAAUCUCUAUUUUAAUUGACUCCAUCAAUUCCUUAUAAAAAUUACAAUCAUUAACUAUAACUUUACCUAAUAACUUGA